Messenger RNA from Symbiodinium sp. CCMP2592, 507 nucleotides. The record is from the annotation of a GenBank genome assembly. Lineage: Eukaryota; Dinophyceae; Suessiales; Symbiodiniaceae.
AUGUACCAGGUCGUGCAAGCUACCUUUGAUUGGCCCCUUGUGCGAAUUGUCAGCCACAUCGACAGCACUGUUGCUAGUGUAUUUCGGCGCUAUAGAGAUCUACAUAGGCACAUAGGCAUUGGUUUCGCACGGUUGCUGUAUUGCCGGAAGCGGGCGGUCGAAGUCACAUUGCUUGUGUGGUGUUUGUGUAUCCCGGCGAGCAUGCCAACCGGUUGGGUUCUGUUUCUCCGGUCGCUGGUCGACGAGGGAUUGAAGAAGAAGAUUCCUCAUAUCAGGAUCCUAUUGCUUCUGAGUGGGCUCUGCAUAGAGCGCUUGCAGGUCGCCGGCAUUGUCGCCCUGCAUGACAGAAUGAGCUUCUUCUGCCCGCUGAGCUUCGGGAUCAUGCUCGCAAUCAUACUCUUCAUCUCGAACUUUGGGUUCAUCUGUUGGGCUGGAGCGAGGCUCUGGAUUUCAAAGGAGAUCGCUCGGUUGAAACAGGACAUCGAAGACAUCGAGAAUGUGACAUAG